AUGAUAUCUUAUCUUGUAGAAAUCCCUUUUAAGCUACUCUUAUAUUUAGCUUUGAACUCGCAAUGAAAUUUACUUAAAAACAUAGAUACAGAUGAACUAAUUCAAGGAGAAUGCUAUCGAAAUUUUCAAUCAAAUCUCGAGUUAUUCUCCAGCCCAAGAGUUCUAUGAGAUGAUGACCGAUUUAGAAUUAAACAGAGAAUAUAG
Blepharisma stoltei is the source of this 204-nucleotide messenger RNA. The record is from the annotation of a GenBank genome assembly. NCBI's taxonomy places the organism in Eukaryota, Ciliophora, Heterotrichea, Heterotrichida, Blepharismidae.